Molecule: messenger RNA, 2907 nt
Organism: Mixia osmundae IAM 14324
Lineage: Eukaryota; Fungi; Basidiomycota; Mixiomycetes; Mixiales; Mixiaceae
Exons: 5
Coding region: 1-2907 (968 amino acids)
Biological process (GO): monoatomic anion transmembrane transport; phosphate ion transport; polyphosphate metabolic process
Cellular component (GO): membrane
Molecular function (GO): phosphate transmembrane transporter activity
Source: RefSeq, a predicted model, not a curated record
AUGGCAUCUGCUCGGCCAGCGAGCAGUAGCGCCACUCUCUCGCAAAAGCUCAGGACUUGGGUCGAGACUGCGCACUUGCUCGGACUGCCAGCGGGUGCACGUCAGCUCGGCAAAGCGUCCGACUACGAGCUCGAUAGCUUCUCCAUAGCAGUCAGGCAGUCCCCCAGUCGGCAGAGACGCUGCCUCGCACACCUACGGGCUGGCCACAUCAUGAAGUUUGAGCAGUCCCUCCUCUUCAACGCUGUCCAGGACUGGCAGUCAAGCUAUAUUGCCUACGACCAGCUCAAAUCGGCUAUCUACAAGAUAGAGAAGGAUCAACUCCACGAGCUGCCGACGUCUGCCGAUGUCGAGAACGCGAGGUUGCUUGCGGGCAGUCACGACAGGUCUGCCGCUGCUCAACUGUUUGUGCGCCUGCUCGGACAGGAGCUGUCAAAGAUAGAGACAUUCUACGCCGAGAAAGAAAGGGAGUUACUCGGGGAGGUAGACAGCCUGCUCAGCGAGGCGGACCGCGUCGAGGCGGAUGAAGAGGCCUACCUGCCACACGCUUUCCAGGACGAUGACGCCUCGGACGACGAUUCGGUCGACUCUGGUCCGACGAGCAGGGCAGCUACAUCCACAGCGCCAGCUUCGAGCAGGCGCGUCAACAAGUUUGCAAAGGACAUCAGGUCUCUCUUCACCACGCCUUCCCAGGAGAAGAAGCCUUCGCUUGGGCGGAAGCGUCGGGACUCCAGUGCUGACGUGUUCGUCUCCGGUCGUGCCUCGACUUCCACCGGACGACCGCGUGGUCUGUCAUCUGCCAGCAAGGACACUGAUCUCAUCGAUGUCGGCGAUAUCGAACCCGAUCAGGCGCAUACCCGAUCGGACACACAGGUCGAAUCGGUUGUCACUGCGCCGCGACCCUCUCUGAGCGGGCGGCUGUCAUCUGUACGCCGGCCACGACGAUAUUCAAUCGUGACUGACCGAACCUCUCAAGCCGGCCUGCCGGACUUGGCCAUGGUCUGGCUGUCCAACACCGACUUUGCCAUUGACACUCGCAUCACUUUCAAGCUGAGAACGCAGGCGCUCUACAGAGAGCUAUGGCAGCUCAAACAGUACGCUGCGCUCAACGCGACUGGCUUCCGCAAGAUCACUAAGAAAUUCGACAAAGUCACCGAGAACAAUCUCAAGGAAGAGUAUCUCAAGUCUGUUGUCGAGAAAGCGGUUCCGAUGACCCAGGACGCCAAGGAUCGGCUCAAUACGGCUCUUGACUCGCUUGUACAGCUUUACGCAAAAAUCACGUCACGCGGCGAUAUAGAGGUGGCGACGAAGCAGCUUCGCACCCAGCUUAGAGAGCACGUCGUCUUUGAGCGCAACACGAUCUGGCGAGAGAUGAUCGGCCUCGAACGGAAAGGCUGGUCAAGGUCUCGUAACGUCGACAAGCCGAUCCUACAGAACCUGGGACAUGAAGACAGCAAGCAAUCCGUGCUCACGACGCCUGUCGGUCGCUUCAGGAUACCCUUCUGGCUCACUACUCGUUUCGUCGGUGGUGCGGUCGGAAUCUUGCUCUUUGUCUUUUGCCUCGCCAGCGAUUUCUUUGACCGGCCGGAAGAAGGCAACUGUCUGGCAUUGCUUGUGCUCUGUACAGUCUUUUGGGCGCUCGAGGUAGUGCCGCUCUUCGUCACGUCGUUGAUGGUGCCUUUCUGGGUCGUCGUCUUGCGUGUGCUGCGCUCAACAGAUGGAUCCGACGAGCGUUUGUCUGCGUCUGAUGCGACAAAAUUCAUCUUCAGCCAGAUGUUCAACUCGACCAUCAUGCUCCUCCUCGGCGGCUUUACGCUCGCCGCUGCAUUCAGUAAGACCAACGUCGACAAAGUCCUAGCGACACGCGUUCUGAGGGCCGCGGGCACCCGGCCCAGCAUUAUCUUGCUGGCUUACAUGGGCGUCGCUUGCUUUGCGUCCAUGUGGAUCAGCAACGUCGCUGCGCCAGUGCUCUGCUUUUCACUCAUCGAACCCAUCUUGCGCACACUGCCGUCACACUCGCGAUUCAGCAAAGCGCUCAUCAUUGGCAUUGCGUUGUCUGCCAAUAUUGGUGGACAGUCGUCACCCAUCUCGUCACCGCAGAACCUCAUCGCACUGGAAUACAUGGACCCGCCGCUCUCUUGGCUUCAGUGGUUUGCCGUGUCGAUACCAGUGUCAGGCAUCAGUAUCGUCUGUGUCUGGACGCUGUUGCUCUGGUCAUAUAGAUGGGAGAAGAACAUCGUCAUCAAUCCCGUCAAGGCAUCGCGCGAUCCUUUCAACAUGACCCAAUGGUUCGUGUGUAUCGUCGCACUCGUCACUAUUGCGCUCUGGUGCGUCGCACACCAGGUUUCGGGCGUUUUGGGCGAUAUGGGCGUCAUAGCCCUCAUACCGCCUGUCCUCUUCUUUGGCUCUGGAGUCCUUCGCAAGGCUGAUUGGGACAACUUGGCAUGGUCCAUCGUUUUCCUGGCCAUGGGUGGGAUUGCGCUCGGCAAGGCUGUGCUGUCGUCCGGUUUGCUGGCGGAUGUCGACGAGCUCCUGCAAGGCUGGGUGCAGGGACUUGAUCUUUGGCCCAUCCUGGCAAUCUUCUCCAUCAUCUGCCUCAUCGUCGCUACCUGUAUCUCGCACACGAUUGCAGCCGUUCUGAUCGUCCCGAUUGCGGCUCAGAUCGGCUCGGCACUCGAGAUGCCUCAUCCGAGAUUGCUCAUCAUGGCGACGGCGCUCAUCUGUAGCGCGGGCAUGGGCUUGCCUGUCUCUGGGUUUCCCAACAUGACCGCCAUCAACCUAGAAGACGAAGUCGGGACCCGGUAUCUCUCAGCCAAUGACUUUCUCAAGAACGGCGUUCCGGCCUCGGUCAUUGUAACAACAGUCGUCAUCACGCUGGGCUACGGCAUCAUGCGUGCAUUGUCUCUGUGA